AUGUUUUCAUUAUUUUCUUUGGAUAGACUGCUUCUUGGUACCAGCGUUCUCAAUGCUGCGCUUGUUCUCGGAGCACCUCACCUUGUUGAGCGCGAUGGAUCGUCUCCUUCACUUUUAUUUGAUCCAAACACAACCAAGUACUGUUCUUGGUGGGUUGAGUUGACCUCGGAGAGGGACUGCUCUCCUCUUCUCGAGCAAAACUUCAUCACUCUCGAGGACUUCUGUCGCUGGAUAAUACAUCUUCCUCCCGUUUUCAUUAAUAACCCUUCCAUCACUACUGACUGUGGUGGUCUCGUCGUCGGAAACUCUUAUUGCGUAGAGACUAUGAAUGAGCCUGCUUCGAGUACUUCCUCGUCAACUUCUUUUUCGACAUCUAUUGCUACCUCUACCUCGGUCAAGCCUACGUUGUCUUCUUCGUCAAAGCCCGUAAUUACAACUCCCUCUAUCACCGUCAAGCCGUCUACAUCGACUACUGUCCCGCCUACGACAACGAAACCCUCCAAUGGAGUUGAUACUCCCUCUCCGCUGCAACCUAGUAUCGUUGCCAACUGUGAUUCUUUCUACUAUUUCCUCUCCUGGAACCCAAGUGCUGGCUCCGACUGUACCGGGCUCUGGGCCAAUGCAUACGCAUGCAUUAGCAUCAUCGGCCACACACCUACUUCUGCAGCUCCCACGACGACCACAACUGGCAAUGGUAUCGCAACUCCGUCUCCGAUUCAGGAUGGCAUGGUCCGUAACUGCGACAGCUUUUACAUGGUAAAAUCAGGUGACACCUGCGAUAAGAUCUCCUCUAGCAAAGGCAUCACUUCGGCUCAGCUCAUCUCCUGGAAUCCGGCUGUCGGCUCAAACUGUGGUAGUUUGUGGCUCGAUACUUAUGUAUGCAUUUCUACCGUCGGACACACACCCACGACUACUACCACCAAGGCUCCAGCCACCACGACCAAACCUGGUAACGGCGUUGCCACGCCUACACCGUACCAGACUGGUAUGACCACAAGCUGCAAGACCUUCCACUUCGUUGCAAGUGGUGAGACUUGUGCGACGGUCUCUGCGAAGUACAAAAUCACCACAGCAAACUUUACUAAGUGGAAUCCUGCGGUCGGUAGCGCAUGUGCUGGCUUGUGGGCUAACACGUAUGCGUGCAUAGCUAUAUUGUAG
Messenger RNA from Exserohilum turcica Et28A, 1158 nucleotides. Its product is annotated as carbohydrate-binding module family 50 protein. NCBI's taxonomy places the organism in Eukaryota, Fungi, Ascomycota, Dothideomycetes, Pleosporales, Pleosporaceae. The record is from RefSeq and is a predicted model, not a curated record. Bases 1 to 1158 code for a protein of 385 amino acids. The transcript has 4 exons.